UGGAUUUGAACUUGCGAGCGCUGGAACUCCCCGCAGCAGCAGCAGCAGCAUCAGUCUGACGGAGUUCUGGAGGCUUCUGAGGAACUUAGAGCCUGAACACUGGACGGAGAGGUUUUUCUUCAGUUUGUCUUCACCGAGAGCAGCGAUGAUUCUCCACCAUGUCACCCGACUUGUCGGGCUGCUGUAUUUGUGUGCGGCACGACCACCAGUCUUUCAACAGGCGCCAAUGGACGUCAGGCCGGUGGUCGGCUCUCUGGCGGGAAAAGUGGAGCUUCCGUGUUUCUUCUCCAUCGACACGCCGCCGCCCCCCUCAGUCACGCCUCCCACUGACAACCCCCAGUUGGAGGACCAGCUGAGGAUCAAGUGGACAAAGCUGGAGGCGGCCGGGGAGAGUGUGGUCCUGGUGACCCAGGGCGGUGUAGUCAAGGUUGGUGUGAAGUACCAGAGCCGCGUGUCGGUGCCCAGUCACCCACUGUCGGUGGGCGACGCCUCCCUGACCCUGGUCAAGCUCCGGGCCAGUGACGUCGGACUCUACCGCUGCGAGGUCAUGCACGGGAUGGAGGAUAUGCAGGGCCUGGUCCACCUCAACGUUACUGGAGUGGUGUUCCACUACCGGGCCCAUACCAGCCGGUACACUUUAGACUUUGGUGCCGCCGUUGAGGCGUGCCGGGCUGCGGAUGCCACUAUCGCCACGCCCGAGCAGCUGACCGCUGCGUUCGAGGACGGUUUGGACCAGUGUGACGCUGGCUGGCUCGCUGACCAGACAGUCCGGUAUCCCAUCACAAUGCCACGGCCCGGCUGCUCGGGGGACCUGAGGAGCAAACCUGGCGUCAGGACCUACGGAGUCCGAGACCCGGGCGAGAAGUACGAUGUGUACUGCUACGUGGAGCGUCUGGACGGAGAGGUCUUCUAUCCAGCGUCCCUCUCUGACAAGCUCACCCUGCAGGAGGCACGGCGCUACUGCGAGGACCAGGAGGCAGUGCUGGCCUCGCCGGGUCAGCUGUUUGCGGCGUGGAGAGCGGGUCUGAACCGCUGCGACUACGGCUGGCUGUCGGACGGCAGCGUGCGCUACCCCAUCAACCUGCCCAGACCGCAGUGUGGGGGCGGCCUGCUGGGAGUGCGCACCCUCUACAAGCACCAAAAUCAGAGCGGUUACCCCGACCCACUGGAGCGCCACGGAGCCUUCUGCUACAAGGCUCACCCGGCGACACCAUCUACUGGCUGGGAGCACGACCACACCACCACACUCGGGUCUGCCCUUGUUCCAGAGGCAGCAGAGGUCCAGACCAUGGCCCCAGCACCGGGUCUUCAGGACCCAGUCUCGUCCACGCCGUCUCCGGUGGACUAUGAAGUUGUGGACUGGAGCAGAGUGGAGUCAGUUCCUGGAAGGGGCGACAUGCUGCCCCCCCUGCUGCUUCCACCCCUGCCCACCACCCGUGGUCAGCCAGGCCGCCUCGACAUCGAGUCGCACCCGAGAAAGACCAAUGAGCUUGGGGUUAGGCCGACACCACAACUGGACCACUCUGGGGUGACACCAGAACCGGGUGUCUCCAUUAUUGACCCUCAAGAACCUGCACUGGUCUUUAAAGAGGAUUCUACUCCCGGAGCUCCGCCCCUGAUCCACAUAGAACAGUCCCUGACCCUCCCUGAGGGGGGCGACUCAUCAGCCAAGCCGCCGUUCCACGUCAUCAUUGUCAACGUCCACGACCAGAACCAGUCCGUGGACAGAAUCCUGGAGCUCCUGAACCAACCAGAUAUUUCUCUGGAGGGUCCGCAGGUCCACUUCCCUCAAAUCACAGACCUGUCCCAGCUGACUGGGGCACUCCACAGCAGCGGGGACCCGCUGGACCCGACCCCCAUUCAUCUGCCGCCCAGCCACGGCUUCGUGGAUGUGACGCAUCAGGUGCCGUUUGGGUCGGAGCUGCCAGAAGAGGCUCGGGGAGACCAGUUUGAGACGGCCACGCCGGCACAGGUGGGGGACAGUGCUAGUGAAGGAGAGGAGGAGGAGAGCGUCACGCCGUUCGACUACAGCGCCGUGGAGAUCCACAGUGAGGAGAUGCCAACGGACCAGCCUUCGGGCACUGAGCCCUCACACCUGGGCCUGUUCCCAGAGGACCUCCAUCAGACCACCACACCAAUUCCAUCCACAUCCCAGACUCCCCCGACGCUGGUCCUCACUAGUGCUGACUCCAAGGGUUCUGUGGGUUCAUCUGAAGUUUCUACCAAUGACUCUGCUCCCACAGGAGCCACUGAGGUCCACUCUAGAGUGAUGACAGAUGAGACUGAACUGGGUGGAACCGAUCCUCCACCUGUGACUGCAGAAACCCUCUCGUGGGAGACCACCUCACAGACCAGGACUGUGGACUUGGAGGGCUCUGCCUCUGGUGAGGACGAAGCUUCUGGACAAGAACCUGACUCAGUGGAGGGCAGUGGCACCGGUUUGAUGAUCCCCACUACACUCCCCCCGCUAUCUACACCGGGUACUCCUGAGGUUCUGAGCUCAGGUGCAGACCAGCUGUCCGGCCAGGUUUCUGGGAGCGGUCCGGUUCCCCUGCAGGUCACGGCCAGUCCAGACGUGGCAGCUGUGACUUUUACAGACAACAGGGUGGACUUUAUAGACCUGACCUCUGAACCUGGACCCUCCAGAACCUCCACUGAUGCCCGUAACCAACCCUCCACAUCCACUGAGACCCCACCAGGUUGGACCUCUUCCUCCGCUGAGGACACAGCGGGCCAGACCGCGGUUACCCAGCAGACCCGGUCCACCCCUUCCUCCCUUUACACCUUUGACAUCCACAACACUACCAACUCGGUCCCGCAGUGGGCGCUGCUGCCUGACCCGUUGUCCUCUCCUCUGCCUGAGGACCAGUUUGUAGACUAUGACCGAAAGCUGUUCCCGGAACAUCUAGCGUCCAGACCCACAGAAGAACCAGAGACCAGCAGCGACCCAGUGUUCAUCGUUAGCACGCCGGACCUGCGAGAUCUUCUGUCGUGCUCGCCCGACGUCUGUCACAACGGGGGGUCGUGUGUGCUGCGCGGGUCAGAGGUCAUGUGCUUGUGUGCACCGGGAUACUCUGGGAGUCACUGCGAGACAGACGUGGAUGAGUGUCGGGCCAACCCAUGUCUGAAUGGGGGAACGUGUCUGGACCAGGUGGGCUCCUUUAUCUGCGUCUGCCUGCCCAGCUACUCGGGGAGACUCUGUGAACAAGACACGGAGGUCUGUGGCGUUGGCUGGCAGAAGUUCCAGUCCCACUGCUACCGCCACUUCACUCACCGCCGGACAUGGGAUGCAGCGGAGCGCGAGUGCCGGCUCCACGGCGCCCACCUGACCAGUAUCGUCUCGCACGAGGAGCAGCUGUUCAUCAACCGCCUGGGGAGCGACUACCAGUGGAUCGGACUCAAUGACAAGAUGUUCGAGAGAGACUUUCGCUGGACUGACGGGAGCUUGCUGCAAUACGACAAUUGGAGGCCCAACCAGCCUGACAGCUUCUUCCAGUCCGGUGAGGACUGUGUGGUUCUGAUCUGGCACGAGAGCGGCGAGUGGAACGACGUGCCAUGCAACUACCACCUGACCUUCACCUGCAAGAAGGGCACCGUGUCAUGUGACCAGCCUCCGGUGGUGAAGGACGCUCGCAUGUUCGGCGCGUCAAAGUCACGGUACGAGAUCAACUCGCUGGUGCGGUACCACUGCAAGCCUGGCUUCAUCCAGCGCCACUCUCCCAUCAUCCGAUGCCGAGCUAACGGCCAGUGGGACUUGCCCAGAGUGACUUGCACGACACCUGCAAUGUUCAAUAAGUCGCUCUCAGGGCGAUGGCGCCACGAGCACGUCCAUCAUGGACAACGGCACCCGGCACCCCUCGCACCACUCCCUGGCCUGCGUCAGAGUUUUUGGCAGAAUCGUUACCAGAGAGCGAAACGGCAGCGUGACAGAAGCUAGCUCGCUCAGUCCACUUGCUGUUGGUGACGCGACAGUGUCCUCCAGAUGUUUAGAGUUUUGCCUUCGGACCCAGAAGUUCUCCCAGUUUUGUACAACACUGACGUUCAUUCAGCAAUGACCUCUUUUCUACUCUUUCUUUCCGAACUUUGAGGUCCCGUGUGUUUGCUGCCACCUUCUGGCCAACUGUGAAAAUGACGUCAGAGCACGACAGGGAUGCCCGGCUGUUGGCGGCUAACUGAUGGAACCAAAAUGUACUGGAUUGUUUCGGGUGGGAGUCGGAGUCUUCUCCCACUAGCAUUCUGUGAUAUAAACGGCGACACCUGGUGGUUGUCAGUAUGUUUACUGUAAUAGAUUCGCUGCAAGCUUUUAUUUUGAAAGGAUUACGACUUCCUGAUUUGAAACCUUUAAAAUCGAAUUGUCGAGAAAAUCCUACGUUUGUCCUCUCCGACAGACCGCUAGGUCCUUAGCUGCAUUGCUAAACCAGCUGAACGUCAUUUGCUAAUGUUGUAAAAAAGCUAAUCAAGAAGACGUGCUUGUAUUCAAGCUAAUGCUAAUACGAAAAUCAGCGAAUUGCUAAAACAGUGCUGCCGAGUUAGCAUAAUGCUAGCCUACAGAUAAUUUAAAUGUACAAACAGUAGUUCCCUACUAUUGUUGCUAGUGAGCUUGCGUGUACUCACGUCAAAGCUCUUUCACCUAAGCCUGUUUUUAAUCCUUCAAAAUAAAAGCUCCUUACUUCAGUCUGUACUACGUUGGGAGUGAACUCACCCUUUUCACUCCUCUUUCCCAGCGCUCGGUGUCACCGCGUGUCUCUGAAGCCAUGAAGCCUUAACUUAUUGUCCAAAUGUGAGUUUUAUAUCUGACAACUUCCUGUCCUUUUAUUUUGCCUGCAACAGGAAGUGCAGAUCUGGUAUCUGUCCUGUAACUUGGAAUGUGAAAGUGUGAGCAAAUUCAUUUGUGGCGAUGUAAGUUUUGUUCAUACGUUUUUACAUGUAGAUGUGUGAGUUCCUCAGACAGCACGUUGCUGCUGUUCGCUUCAAUGUUUGUGCAAUAAAAGUGAA
Molecule: messenger RNA, 4995 nt
Organism: Synchiropus splendidus (mandarinfish)
Lineage: Eukaryota; Metazoa; Chordata; Actinopteri; Syngnathiformes; Callionymidae
Product: versican core protein-like
Exons: 16
Coding region: 146-3937 (1263 amino acids)
Biological process (GO): cell adhesion
Molecular function (GO): calcium ion binding; hyaluronic acid binding
Source: RefSeq, a predicted model, not a curated record